Messenger RNA from Photinus pyralis (common eastern firefly), 2800 nucleotides. RefSeq lists its product as uncharacterized. NCBI's taxonomy places the organism in Eukaryota, Metazoa, Arthropoda, Insecta, Coleoptera, Lampyridae. Bases 33 to 1685 code for a protein of 550 amino acids. The transcript has 8 exons. The record is from RefSeq and is a predicted model, not a curated record.
AAUCGCAUCUGUUGUGCAGUUUCAAUUUUGUGAUGGACCGGAAUCUAGCGGAAAUUGUUGAGGCGGCGGGUUUAGCGGAUUUUUCUGAAGUAUUUGUAGCUCAUGGGAUAACAUCCGAUAUUCUCCCUGAAUUAUUGAAGGGGGAAAAUAUAAAAGAAAUCAUUCCGAAGUUAGGGGAAAGGAUUAUUUUUAAGCGAAAAUUAGAGCAAUAUUUGCAUCGAAAUGAACCACCCAGUAACACCGAAGAUUUCGAACAGAGCACUACACCAUCAGUAUCGGAAACCAAUUUUCUAAUACUUUCUUCUGUCGCACCAUCUCCAUCAGUAGUUUCACAUAGCUCCGAUCCACUGGAAUAUAACUUAACCGAUCCAGUUGAGUAUAGUUUUCCUCUGUCCUUACCGCAACCCGAGCCGCAACCUGAACCGGAAAGUGAACCUAAAAAACAGAAAACGCUAAAAAGCUACCUAGAAAAUUUUGAUUUAAAGAACCUUUUAAGUGGGUCUGCUGUAGGGAAAGCACUUCUAUCCUGGUAUGACAUCAAGGGGGGAUUUGACAGCACUCGUCAAAGUUACCUGGUUGAUAUCAUCACGACCGAAAUUUUGAAUUAUACGACGCAUUUGAAAAACGAAGACUUCAAUUUCUUGAGUUCUAAAAUCAUCGCAUUGUUUCCAUGCGAAACUAAAGAAGCGUAUUACCUUCCGCCCAUAAAGAAAAGAGACUCCCGAGAUAAUAAACCUGGUGUAGCGAAAGGGAAACUGGUAGAUAAAUUUAGAAACAAAUUGACAUUUCUUAGAGAAUCGGGCAUAUUGCCAACUAGGAGUGGAGACAAGAGUACUGAAGCAUGCGACGAUGUGCAAGAGCGUGCAGAGUUUGAUUCUGAUGAGACUGUAAAAAAAAGUGUCGUUUGGCUUGAACACAAUAGGGAACCAUUUGAAGAAGUCUGCAAGCAUUGGGAUAUAACUUUUCAUUGUCGGCGUCAACAAUAUUUGAAGGGAGAAAAAGAUGGAAAAGAAUAUUUGUUAGAGUAUCCUAUUUUGAAACUUACUAUAGGUUUAACGUUGAUUGAAAGGGACUUCGAAAGAAUUUAUCCGCAAAAACCAGACAUAUUUUCUAGUUGGGAAACUGUAAUAUCUAAAUUAAUAAAACUAAGGAAACAAUUUGUGACAAUUGAUAGUGACAAAAUUUUGAUAGAUAUAUUGGAUUCUGAAAAUAUUAAUAAAGAUUAUAAGCAUUAUGUGAUGAUUUCCUUACUGGGGUCAUUACUUCCAUACAAAUCGAGACAUAUUUAUGGAAGUAAGCAAUGGAAGCCCAAAAUAAGUGAUUGCAAGGAGGGAAUUAUCUUAAAAGCAGAGUUUCCAGCUGAUGUGGAAACUCUUAUUGAGUCAAAAGUACAGAAGCUUAGUUCCCUGGAUAUUCCCAUACAGCCGUUCAUUAUAGUCCAAGGGUCCGGAGCAGUUAUACAAAAAACCUAUGCCUAUAUGUUUGGGGAAUUAUAUCCUGUCGCUACUGUUCUAAAGGCGCUAGAUAUAUGCUUCAAAGCGUAUCAUGUAUACCAUAUAAGGUAUCAAUUCCAAUCCGAACACAUAUGGACAUUUAUUCAAAACUCCAUUUACAAUCUGUAUACAAAAUGGGACACUAAAAUCCCAAAUAUAAUUGAUAUUAUCAAUAAGUUAAAACGCGUAUAAGUGAUUUAUGUUUCAUUAUUCUAUUACUUACGUAUGCUAUACUUGUUUUGUAGAAUAUGUUUUUUUGUAGAGUAUGUUUUAGUUCAUUUGAGAACAAAGACUUUUUUGUUUCACAUGUUAAAGCUUUGCAUAAGUAUGAAGAAAAUUUUACCUGUGGGUUUCAGAGUUGUUUACAGAGAUUUAGGACACUUUAUUGUUUAAAAAGGCAUAUAAACGCCAAGCACCCAAAUGUUCAAAAUGAUACUCCAAGUACUAUCAUCGUGCAAUCUGUAUACACUGAAACUGAAUCUAGCGUUUGCUCCACUGGAAGUAUUAACGAUCAACCAAUUAUUGAAAACUGUAAGUUUAAUGAUAAUUAUUUUGAUUUGAUUAUUGCCUUCCUCAUAAAAUUUUACAAAAACACAAAUGUGACAAGAAAAUACAUACAAGAAGUAGUUGAAACCACACAUGAAUUAUUUGGUGAUUUAUUUUCAAAUUUUAUUGCUAUAUUAAACUCGGUCUCUGAUAAAAUACCUGAAGAAGUCUACGUUAAAUUUAAGACAAUUUUUUCAAGUAAUCCUUUUCAAGAAAUUCUAACUGAACAUAACAGAUUUAAAUAUUUCGAAAAUAGUUGUAGUUUUAUUAAAGCAAAUAAUGUAGAGAUUGGUAGAGUGCUGGAGGAUAAAAGAAAGCAUGGUUCAGUUUACUUAGAUUUUAGAUGGUGCAAUGCACAGAUUGUACCCAUACAUAAGGUUUUAAAGCGCUUUUUAGAGACUGAUAACGUAUUAUCAGUUAUAUUGAAAUAUAUCGAUACGGAGUCUAAAAAUUCUGAAACAAUUACUAGCAUGUUCAAUGCUUCUUUAUGGAAAACUAUGAAAGAAAGACUUAAAAAAGACAUUGUCCUCCCGCUCAUCAUAUACUUCGAUGAUUUUGAAUGUGGUAAUCCCUUGGGAACUCAAGCUGGAUUACAUAAAGUAGGUGCAGUAUAUUUUACAGUUGGGGGAAUCCCACCGCAAUAUUCAUCAAGACUGCAAAAUUUGUUUUUAUUUGGAUUUUUUUAUUCUUCGGACAGAAUCAUUUUGGGGAAUAAAGCUAUAUUACAAAUAUUCUUUAACGAAAUUUUGGAAUUGGAAACC